Molecule: messenger RNA, 2495 nt
Organism: Dendronephthya gigantea
Lineage: Eukaryota; Metazoa; Cnidaria; Anthozoa; Malacalcyonacea; Nephtheidae
Product: pre-mRNA-processing factor 39-like
Exons: 13
Coding region: 26-2206 (726 amino acids)
Biological process (GO): RNA processing; mRNA 5'-splice site recognition
Cellular component (GO): U1 snRNP; commitment complex; nucleus
Molecular function (GO): protein binding
Source: RefSeq, a predicted model, not a curated record
GUCAUGAGUGGUAGUAAAAAGAAAUAUGGAGGGAACGAUUGAGAUGGAAAAUAUUGUUGAAAGUAAUCCUAGUGAUCCUCCAUGUGUAAUGUCGGCUUCUGAAGGCGAAGUUCAGUCAGGUAAAGAAAGCUUAGAAAAUGGCGCAAGUUCAGAGACUGUGGUCUCAAAUGAAGCUGAGAAUGAUGAAAAGAUGGAAACAAACGAGCCGCAGGCAGAAACAGUCCAGGAAAGUGUAAAUACACAAGAAAAUAUUGAAAAUAGCAACGCACAACAAACAACAGCGUCUAGUGAUCAGCCGAAACCUGGUGAAAUAACGCCUUCAGAAGAACAGAAUACUGCUGUUAAUGAACAGGAAUUAAAAUAUUGGAAUGCAGUUAACGAAAAUCCGCAAGACUUUACAAGUUGGACGUAUUUACUUCAAUAUGUUGAGCAAGAGAAUAAAAUCGACUCUGCAAGGAAGGCAUUUGAAUCGUUCUUAAGUCGCUAUCCAUUUUGUUAUGGUUAUUGGAAAAAAUUUGCCGAUAUGGAGAAAAAAAAUGGUGACUUGGAUCGUGCACAACAGGUUUUUGAGAAAGGCGUGGAGGCUAUAGCCCUUAGUGUUGAUCUCUGGGUACAUUAUCUCAACUUUACAUCUCAAACUACCAAAGGACUUUCUAAUAAUGCUACAGCUAUGAGAAGUUUGUUUGAAAGAGCAAUUACUGCUGCAGGUGAAGACUUCAGAUCAGAUAAACUUUGGGAUGCUUACAUUGAAUGGGAAAAAGCUCAAAAACAGCUUCAAAAAGUGACAGCCUUGUACGAUCGUGUUCUGAAUGUGCCAACACAGAAUUAUAGCAAGCAUUGGAAAAAAUUUCAGGAUCAUAUCAACAUGAAUCCAUUGGAAGAGGUGCUGACUGGAGAAGAGUUACUAAAAUUGAAGGCUGAAGCUGGAGCUGCCCCUCCUGGUUUUACAGUUGACAGUGACCCAGCUGUUGGUGCUGCACCAGAAGAAGAAAAGAAAGUGGAAAGUGCAGACACUACAGAAGAUACUAAGGGAGAAGAUGGGAAGCCUGAGGACCCAGAAGCAAAUGCUAUUCGUAAGAAAGUUAUUGCACAGCGUAAAGUUAUAUACGAUGCAAAUGAAACUGAGGUCUCCAAAAGAUGGACAUUUGAGGAAGGAAUUAAACGGCCAUAUUUCCAUGUCAAACCAUUAGAGAAAGUUCAGUUGAAGAACUGGAGAGAUUAUCUUGAUUUUGAAGUUGGUACAGGCAACCACAGACGUGUUGUUAUACUGUUUGAACGAUGUGUGAUAGCAUGUGCAUUAUAUGAAGAAUUUUGGCAAAGAUUUGCUUCAUACAUGGAAGUACAUGAUUGUGUUGAUGGCUGUAGGGGUGUGUUUGAAAGAGGAUGUUAUAUUCACUUGCAAAACAAGCCAAAUCUUCAUUUAUCAUGGGCUGCAUUUGAGGAGAAACAUGGUAAUGUGCAAAAGGCAAGAGAGAUCUUGGAAAAACUGGAUAAUGUUCUUCCUGGUUUAGUUCAUAUUAAACUAUGUCGAGCCAACCUAGAGAGACGAAGCAAAGAGAUUCCAAAUGCCUCAGCAAUAUAUGAACAAGCUAUUGCUGAGAGCACAGAUAUGCAAUUGAUCUCAUUCUUUUCCCUCAAAUAUGCUAAAUUUUUGACCAAGAUUGCCCAGAACUUUGAUAAGGCAAGAGAUGUGUUGAAGACAGCAGUGGAUAAAGAUAAGGACAAUAAGAGACUCUACCUACAGCUGCUUGACUUGGAACUCUCAAUGCAAGAAACAAAUGAAGAACAAGUGGAUAAAGUAUUUGAACUAGUUAAGGACAGUUCACUCCCAGAAGAUGUAAAAGAGAGUUUUUCUCAAAGACAUCUUGAGUUUCUUGAAGAUUUCAGCUCAAAUAUUGUUAGGAUCACAAAAGCUCGGGAGAUGCAUGGCAAGCUGUACAAGACUAAAACAAGCCAAGGGAAAAAAAGAGCAAAUGAAGAAGUGGUGGAAAGUGGUAGCAAAAUGGCCAAAGCAGAUGGGACAUCCAAUCCAAAUCAAUUCAAUAAUGCAUAUGAUGGAACAGCAGAUUAUACUGCAAAUGCUGGUUAUCAAACUAAUUCAUACAACUAUAACCAAGCUCAAUGGCCUGGCUAUAAUGCAACACAGCAGCAGGGUUACAACUAUGGAAAUUGGUAUCAACAGUAUGGACAAACUUAUGCACAUUGACAAUGAUUACAAGGGCUGUAAAAUACUUGUAUAUAUGAGCAGAAAGUAUGCAUUAAGCUGUUGCGUGGUAGCUUCCAAGACAUGAAUUCACAUUCUUAUUAUUCAACCUUCUGUGUGAACUAACCAGGCCAUCCCCUAUCAAGUGACAAUGUUAAGUUGUAUCAUCAGUGUAUUUGUGGAAAAUUUCUUUCCACAGGCACAAAGCCAACUGUCUUCAUCCCAGCAUGGCGUACAGUAGCCUCUAUAUUGAGGUUUGUUAAAGAUUUUAAUAAAUGAUUUAAGACACAUU